GGUGGGAGUAUGUUCGAUUCUGUUUUGGGAUCUUACUCGGCGGGGACCAUGAGGGAUUUGCGAUUCAACACGUUCUAUCCUGUCCCUUUCAACUUUCGGAUGAAAAACCCGACGUUGCUGACACAAAUCUUAGAAGCCAGCGUGGAGCCGGCUUCCAUACGGAUGCGCACGAGCGGGGAGUUCGGAGUGGAGCUCAUGGUCCACACGUGCACCGAGCGCGGUGGCGUCGGCCAUACUGCCACCGUGGCUUUCGCCGUCUUCGCGGGGCGCAGAAAGAAGCCAGAACGCGCCGAUCCGCGUGGAUAUCCAUUGGCCACGUACGUCACAGUUGCCGCGAGACCAGGAAACCCAGGCUUGGUGGUGGACAUCACAGACAGCUACUUGUUCAUAAAGGGAACAGGAGAGGAGCCGUGGAUGCCAGCAAGCCAUGUCCCGGAACAAGGACUUUUCAGCAACGGAACAAAUGGGACAAACAGUUCUGCAAGCGGCACGAAUUCUACGUUACUCGCCGUCGGAGGUGGUGAAUCUUCUGGGGAACUCCUCAGGGAAGACCAUCUGCCACUGCCGCGGUCUGCAUCCCGUAGGAGGGCCGAAACGGCACCAUCAGUGAAUAAAUAUGGGCAUCGACAGCAGGGAUUGCCCGUGUGGAGGUCUUCGGCUUCGCUGCUGCAACAAGAGUCCGCUAAAUUCAGGCAGCGACAAAAUCUCAGUCCUCAUGUGCGCCUUCCGACUGUAACUGAGGCAGAAGGGAGCAAGAUCUUUCUCUUUCCCGGUGUUCCCUCGUCGAAUGACCCGGCUCCGGUCGUGCCAUCAGCUACUUCAUCAAGUGCGCUUUCGGAUUCUCUCUACACGCGUAACGCGGCAUCAUCGGCGGUGCCGAAGGGCCUGGCCGAGGCUCUCCCUGCGAGUGUGCUCGAUCCUGAUUUGGAAAAUGUGGGAAUUUUGGGCUACACCAAGAAGAAGCCGCGGAGCGAAUACACGUUACGACUGCAUGAACUGACGGACUGCGGCGCCGACGGGAUCCACGCGUCCGAGGAGGUGCCUCUUUUGAUAGCGCCACUUUCUGUGAGCGUCGGCUUCGAGGAAGUGAUUGAGGGCCAGAGCGGUUUGGCCUUGGCGCCAUCAGCCGCUGGGAAGACCAAAUCUGGCACCAGUGGAAACACGACGUUGCUUGUUGCAGAUACCUCGGAGGAGCUUCUGUCCGACAAAAACGGAACCGCAAUAAUCAUGUACAAAAGGCGUCGGCGACGUGAAAAAACAAGUGGCACUAGAACUAGUACAGGAGCAGGAGGGACAAGCAAUGGUACAGGCUCAGGAGCAAUAAACGCGUCGUCAACACAGAACGGCACAGCUCCAUCAAAAGCUGUGCCGACCGCGAAGGUGAAGAGUUUCGAGUUUAAGGUCAAGCCGAAGCGUUAUUCGAGGCACAUGGUAGAUUACACUCCUUUGAAUUUCAAGGAAAGCCCUUUCGUGCGAGUCGAUUUUAAGGUGCCGUUCGCCGAGGAAACCGAGUGCGUCGUAGUGAUUGCGACGCCGCUCGACCGGCCGUGGGACACCCCACGGUGGCGCCGUGUACGCCUCCGGGAAGUUUCCAGGACCGGGUUUUCUGCGACCAUCGAGCAGGGUCGCGCACUGACAUCCACAGAAGAGCUCCAGAAAAUGCAGGACUGGUGGGCGGCGGCCAAAAAUCGCGGUUGGACAUUCAACGUUGCGCCUGUUCCACCACAUAAGGAAAAAGGCCUUGUACUGAAUGUUUCGAAUACAACAAAUACAGCCGCCACGACCAAAGCGUCGGGCACGUCUAUGCUACAGAUGGAAGCAGAAAUGAUGACCCCUUGGCCCCAGCAAAUCGCUUACCUAGCUGUGCCCUGCACCACCGACGAGAUAUAUACAAAAGAUACGCCGCUCGAGAGCUAUAGAGUACAGCUCUACUUCUUAUUGACUUGGAUUUUUCUCAGUGAAAUCCUUGUCACUUCGCGAUCGCACUUUUGUAAUCCUAAGAGAAUGAAGAUUUUUCGAGGACUGACUUGUUAGAGUUCUCGAUGUCUUUGUACAUAGAAAUUCUUUGUCUCCCCAAUGAUACAUAGAAGAUUAAAGCCUGCUAGUACCACAGAAGCCGCGAGUCGCGUCUUUAUUUUGUCUCAUUUUUUUUAAAAUUACAGAAGUCGCGAGUCGCGUCUUUCGGAAACGAUGUGCGGUUUUGGGCCGGCAAAAUCAUCGCAGGGAAGGAUUGGGUUCGCGUUCCCGUAGCGAAUCUGAAGAAGCCACUCGUUUUCGCCACGGAUCUGACGGGCAUGCGGUUGCAGAAAGCCGCGCCGCGCAUGAAACGUUUGGGCAAGAAAUGGUAUAUUCGAGUCCACGAGGCCCCACUAAGCAACUGUGUUUCUCGCAAGCUGACAGAAGACAGCAACGGCGCAAUCCUGAACCAGACCAGCGCGGAAGAAGAGGCGUGGAUUGCGAGCGGGCACUACCCACAGGACACACUAGGAGUCCUUGUGGUUGAAGGAACAGUUCUGGAGUCGACGAAGUAGAUGACGGUUUGAACCGUCACGCACACACUCCCAUCACCUGCAAGCGCAAAAAAAAGCCGAAGCUGAUAUGUAUUUGUCGGUACAUAAAUAUAUUAACUACUAAGUAAGUAACGCAUUACUUGUAUGUCAAUCAGAUUGAAAUUGAAGCUUGUUAUUCUUAGUUGUUGAUAGUUGUAUCGGUUCACCUCUUGUUUCGUUGUCUACAGAUCUCAGGGAUAAGUUGCAUAAUCAGUUCAGUGGGAUGAAUUUAUUCCCACAAAUUUGUGGAUUUUUGGUUCGGGUUUACCGAACUUAUUGAAUAUAGUCACGUAAAAGUCGCCUAAACUCGAGUUCACUUUUGCGUUUUUCGUAUUUGAUUUCAACAGAUUUCGAAGAAAGCACUCACACAUGUUUCUCCUUUUUUUGCACAGUAUGAACGAUAACAGGGAGGUCACUAGAAAAUUAGAGGCGAGACAAGGAACAGGAAGCAUGCUCCCUCGAACUAAUUAUCUCGAAUAUCUGGCUCGUCUCUCUUCUAUUCAUCAAUUACGAUCACGUUGACAAUGAGAAUGAUAUUUGUUUUUGUAUGAAUAUACAAAAUCAACGGGAAUAUGGAUUGUGAACAGGUUGUAAUGGUUUUGCAGAACGUAGCAUCUUCAUCAAAGUGUAUGAUUGGGAUUGGGUGACAAAUGUGUGACAAUGAAUCCUUUGUACCUACUAUUUUAGAAACGUUACGUGUGUGAGAUUCGGAAUCUUCUAGAGAAAUUAACAAAGUCGGGUUUUGCAGAAUACGAAUCCAAGCAAGAAGAACUCGAAAAUUGUUAGGUUGUUUGGAUUUAUCUAUGCCCAAAUUCGACGACGGUACCCCAUAUGAAUUUCAAUGUGGUUUCCCCUGACCGUCACGUAAGAAGGAAUGUAAAUCAAGAAUAGACGAAGUUAGCCCCUGUAUUAAGCAUCCGCGCACUGGCACUCUCUGCAGCUGGAAUGGACAUCUGAUCUCGUAAAGACGUGUGGUUUUCCAACCUAUGAUCGAAAACUCUCAUCCCUUGGCC
Messenger RNA from Amoebophrya sp. A25, 3562 nucleotides. The record is from the annotation of a GenBank genome assembly. Lineage: Eukaryota; Dinophyceae; Syndiniales; Amoebophryaceae.